AUGUCUUCAUGGUCUUUUGGUCGUGUUGAUCUGUGUUGUGACUUUUACCCCCAUCAUCUACCUAUCUGCGGGAAUCGGAGCUACAGCAACACCUCAAACUUCACUAUCUACAAGCUGGGUGCCCACAUCGACUGCGGAACCUCCACACAUAUCACGACAAGCAUAUAUUGUAUUGCCUACGAACACCGUUCAGCUGGACCGAAAUCCAUUGCACUACAACCAUAUCUCCCAUUUUCGCAUAGGUAUCUGGAUGACUUUUGUGUCGGUCCCUUAACUGCACCACCUAUGUCACCCCCGCACGAAGAACGUUGA
Molecule: messenger RNA, 312 nt
Organism: Botrytis byssoidea
Lineage: Eukaryota; Fungi; Ascomycota; Leotiomycetes; Helotiales; Sclerotiniaceae
Exons: 2
Coding region: 1-312 (103 amino acids)
Source: RefSeq, a predicted model, not a curated record